GCAUAUACGAGUCAAUGGCUGUAAAUACGUCUAACAACUAUCUAUUACUAUUAUAAAAGUUCGCAUUAGUACACAUAUCAUAUAUCUAUAUAAUAUUUAUAUUAUUUUUUAAUGCCUAAAAAUAUACUCCUAAUAAUUUAUUAUAUAUACUCCAUCUGCUCAAUUAUAUAUGCUUAUUUUCCUUUUAACCCAUAUUUGAUUGACUGUUUUUAGAGAUUGAAAAGUGAUUCAAUUAAUUGAAUUCAUUACUUGUUAAUUAUUUGGUUUGAGUUAUCAGUUAACUAUUAUCCUUACUUGAGAGUGAUCCAAUAACCUGCGUUCAUUUAUUGUAUCGUGUUGACUAAUUACAUGUUAUAUUUACUCUAAAAGUUGAGGUGAUGCUACAAAAACUUGCGUGCAAGUGCAAGUAUGCUCCAAUACAGUUCAUCACUUCCAAAUUAAAUCGUUCUACAUCUUCCAUCCUUACUCAUCAACACCAAAUUGUUACUUUGAGAUCUUCAAAUCUUCCUUCUCAAAACAGUGAAAAUAAGAGAUGGCUUACGCAGUUCUGCUUUCACUAACCCAAACAAUCACCCAAAUCCUGAGGCACGACGACCACCCCAUCUCCGUCAACGGCAAACAACAGAUGGAAAAGCUCCGCGAACAAGCCAUCCACCUCCAAGGAUUCCUCAAAAUGUUCCCCAAGGAAUCCCUGAGUUUGGAAACAAGAAUCAGAGACACCGCGAAUCAAGCAGAAGACGUGAUGGAGCAUUUCAUGUACGAGCACACCCGGUCGAGCCUCAAAGCGAAGAGAUUGGAAGAGGUCGGACGAGCCGUGAGGCGUACGGAGGAUAUCGAGUAUGAUUUCCGCGAGCUGGAAUAUGUGACGAACGAGAUUAACUCCAUCGCCGAACAGGCAGCGGCCAUCGAGAAAGAAGCCGGAGGCCGUCCAGCGACGCAGCCUCUGGCGGCCAGCUCGGCGCCGAAGCCAGCGCCGGUCAUCGACACCGUCACCAUCGGCCUCGAGAAGAAAGUGGAGGAUAUAAAAGGGUUGCUCUGCAAGGGGCAACCCGAACGCCAGGUCAUCCCGAUCACGGGGAUGGGGGGCAUUGGGAAGACCACGCUCGCCAGGGUGCUUUACAACCAUGACGAGGUGACAAGGGCGUUUCCGCUUCGCGCUUGGAUUGCUGUGUCACAGAAUUACAAACCUGAAAACAUCUUUGCGGAUCUGCUGUUUUCGUUGGAAAAUAAAAACACGAAAGCACUUGUGCAAGAUGGCGACACAACGGAAGACAAACUCCACAAGAUCUUGACGACAAUGAAGUACCUUAUUGUAUUGGAUGAUCUGUGGAGUGAGAAGGCUUGGGACGACAUCAAGAAAGUAUUUGGCAACCCUCGUAAGCGUGAUGGAAGUCGAAUCGUGAUAACCACAAGGAAUGAGAAAGUGGCCUCUCAUGCCGACUCUACGAGCCGUCUUCAGAAGAUGGAUCUCAUGGAUGAGGCCAAUAGUUGGGCUCUGCUCAAGCACAAGGUGUUUCCAAAAGAAGAGUUCCCAUCCGAUUUGGAGGCCAUCGGAAAGGAUGUUUCCAAGAACUGUGGAGGAUUGCCCCUUGCAAUUGUGCUUAUUGCAGGUAUCUUGUUCAACGUGGACAAGACUCGGACUGCGUGGGAGGAAAUUGCGAAAGACGUCCGUGCUGCUGUUGAAGGAAAAGAGGAGUUCGGGAAGAGAAUCUCCUUGAGUUACACCCACUUGCCUCUUAAUUUGAGGCCUUCUUUCUUAUACAUGGGUGGUUUCCCAGAAGAUCACGAGAUUCGAAUCUCCAAGCUUAUGAAGCUGUGGAUAGCUGAAGGAUUCGUUAAAAAUGAAGUGGAGGCUGAAGAGUAUCUGAACAAUCUUGUGACGAGGAAUCUGCCAACCGUCACCACCAGCAAGUCCGACGGAAAAUUUAAAAGCUGCAAUGUCCAUGAUCUGGUGCGUGACAUGAGCAAAAGGAAUGCUCUAGAUGAGAACUACGAGCGGCGGCUGAGCAUCGCUCAUCGUGAUCUAACGCGCCUGGCUAGAUCUUACGCCUCAACAAUCCGUACUGUUUUGAGCUUCCAGCCCAAUGAGAGCUCAUUGAGCGGCCUGCGAAAGUUCAAGCUGUUGAGGGUGUUGGAUGUGGUGGAUACCGAUGCCUACUCGCUCCCGGCUCCCGUGUUUGAGCUCUUUCAUCUGAGGUACCUAGCCUUCGGCUGCCCCAUGGAGGUGCCGUAUGCCAUAUCCAGGCUUCAGAACCUUCGUGCUCUGAUCAUCCGUCCCAGCAAGAGGCUGAGGCACCACUCAACGGAUGAGGUGUAUCUACCUCUGGAGAUCUGGACGCUGCCGCUUCUGAAGCAUCUUGUCUCCUUUUUUGAUCUUCUACCAAAUCCAGAAGAAGCAGCUUCUGCUCUAAAAGAGCUGGCGACGCUGAUUGUGGUGAAGAAGCUGAUAUGUACAGAAGAGAUGAUGAAGAUGAUUUCCAAUGUGAAGAAGCUGGGAAUCACUUAUUUUGGAGAUAGAUACAAAGAAGACUAUCAGCUCCAGAAUCUUGUUCUUCUGCAGAAUCUUGAGAAGCUGACAUUAAUUGUGAACAAAGAGUCUCCUCUUGAUCAGCAGAAAGCUAAGCCUGUUUUCCCAAAGACGUUGAGAAAGUUAACCUUGAGCGGCUGGCGAUUCCCCUGGAGAUAUAUGAAAGCUGUUGCCUCUCUGCCCCAUCUUCAAGUGCUCAAAUUGAAAGAUCAUGCCUGCGAAGGCGACAAGUGGGACAUUGAUGAAAAGAUCGACGGCGAAGAGAGUGAUGAAGAGAGUGAUGGAGAGGCAGAUGUGUUUCCUGAACUCGAAUAUUUGCUAAUUGAAGAAUCUGAUUUAAAGGUGUGCGUGAUGAAAAAAGGCAACUUCCCAAAACUGAAGCGCCUAGUGUUCAAUGAUUGUGAUAAGCUGAGUAAGAUUCCAGAUGACGUUGGAAAUAUAGCAACACUUGGGCUGAUUGAGGUUGAUCGUGACAACACUUCUCUUGUGGCUUGUGUCCAAGGGAUCCGCGAGAAACAGAAAAAGGAAUAUGACAGGACACUAAAGAUUCGUGAAUUAUAAGGGCUGUUAAGGAAGUAUUGGGAUAAUUAAGCUUGAUUUGAUGAUCCAGAUUUGAAAUCAAGUGUUCUGGAGAAGCAUCACCCUUUGUGUUUUAUUUACUAAACUUUGAUUUACUUAUCUGUUUUUGAAAACCCUGUUUAUUCAGUAUCUUAUUUAUGUAUUUCUUGAUUCGGAUGCGUAUUUUAGUAGACAAAAAGCUUUGUUCUACAAACUCUGAAAAGUUCCAUUGUAAUCUGCAGACAUGCGUUGGAUUAAUUAAGUUACAUGGAGCACAACUUUGUUAUUA
Molecule: messenger RNA, 3374 nt
Organism: Salvia miltiorrhiza (redroot sage)
Lineage: Eukaryota; Viridiplantae; Streptophyta; Magnoliopsida; Lamiales; Lamiaceae
Product: putative late blight resistance protein homolog R1B-14
Exons: 6
Coding region: 533-3088 (851 amino acids)
Biological process (GO): defense response to other organism
Molecular function (GO): ADP binding
Source: RefSeq, a predicted model, not a curated record